UUGGCUACGCGCUCUCCUUGUCUCCACCCCAGCCUUUCUUUCCCCUUUCAUAUGUGUUUAUUUCUACUCAAAACAUUCUGAAGUUUCUGUGAAACAAGCGGCUGAAAAGAAAGUUUAGAUUUUUCGUUUGUUGGAUCGCUGGGAAACGUCUGCGAUGGCCUCGCCGUUGAAAGUAUGCAUAGUCGGCUCUGGCAACUGGGGCUCAGCCAUAGCUAGAAUUAUUGGUAAUAAUGCCCGGUCCCUGCAGCGCUUUGCCACCACUGUGAAGAUGUGGGUGUUUGAAGAGAACAUCAACGGCAGGAAACUGACUGACAUCAUCAAUACAGACCACGAGAACAUCAAGUACCUGCCCGGAUACAAACUGCCCGAGAAUGUGGUGGCGAUCCCGAAGCUUUGUGAUGCUGCAGAAGGCGCUGACCUGCUGGUGUUUGUAGUCCCUCACCAGUUCAUCAGAAAUCUGUGUGAUGAGAUGGUAGGCUGCGUCUCCUCCAAAGCCCGAGGAAUCACACUUAUAAAGGGAAUAGACGAGGGUCCCGAGGGGCUGAAGCUGAUCUCUGACAUCAUAAGGGAGAAAAUGGGGAUUGACGUCAGCGUGCUAAUGGGGGCCAACAUUGCAAACGAGGUGGCAGCUGAGAAAUUCUGUGAAACCACCAUUGGCAGCAAGAUUUUGGAGAACGGCCUGUUGUUUAAAGAACUGCUGCAGACUCCCAACUUCAGAAUCACAGUGGUGGAUGAUGCUGACACAGUGGAGCUGUGUGGGGCGCUCAAAAACAUUGUGGCAGUGGGCGCAGGCUUCUGCGAUGGGCUCAGGUGUGGGGACAACACCAAAGCAGCUGUGAUCCGUCUGGGGCUGAUGGAGAUGAUUGCCUUUGCUAAGCUCUUCUCUAAGGAUGGCUCGGUCUCCUCGGCCACCUUCCUUGAGAGCUGUGGCGUGGCCGAUCUCAUUACCACCUGCUAUGGGGGCCGCAACCGCCGGGUGGCCGAGGCCUUCGCCAAGACAGGGAAGAGUAUAGAGGAUCUUGAGAAGGAGAUGCUGAAUGGUCAGAAACUCCAGGGUCCUGCCACCUCCGCUGAAGUCUAUCACAUCCUCAAACAGAAGGAUUUGGUGGAUAAGUUCCCUCUGUUCACGGCCGUGUAUCAGAUUUGUUUCGAGAGCAGACCUGUCCAAGAGAUGAUUUCCUGCCUGCAAAGCCACCCAGAGCACAUGUGAUCAGUUCAGGAGACCUCGGUGUGCCCCAGAGGGAGGCUCUUAUAGAGAUUUAUACAGGGUGGUUUCCACAAAACCAUCCGAGCACUAACAUAAAUUUAGCUUUGAGUACCAUAAGCCGUUAAAGCCUUUCAAAAAGCCAGCCAUAUUUAAAAAUUUGAUGAGAAAUGGAUGAGCUAAUCAUUUAGAACUUACUUAAAUGUAAAACCAAAUGACUUAUUUCAGGCAAAAAAAAAGAAAGAACAGAUUUGUGAUUAUAUGAAGUUUCACAAAUGCUUUUCUAUUUCACUAUGGUGGAAAAUGGAUUUUAGGCUCAUGAUGCUUGGAAGAAACUGCCCCCGAUGUGAGUGAAAGUUGGAUGUGGCAAAAUCCAAACCAUUUGCAGAUUAAAGUGUACCAUAAUGGUGCAUAAGAGCAAAGUAACCCUGCUGGUGAAGGUGCUCAGUGUCUUGAAGCUCCAACUCUUUUAAUACAUAACCAUAUAGUCUGGUAUAGAUAACACCAGUCCCUCCCAAAAGCAUGCUAAGCACUUGACCUUGGUUCCAUCACAAACAAAUGGAUAAGAAUGACCACAUAUUAUGAGUUUAAGUGUGAGUACUCUGAAAUACUGAAAGCUAAUUUUUGUCUACAUUAGAAUUUUGUUACCAUGGGUUAUUAGUGGGGUCGUAUUGGUAUGCCAUAUUUUUGGGGGAAAAAGGCCCCCCCCAAUUUUGUUUGUUAAAUAUUCCUAUCUGAUUAUGCUGAUAACAUUUAUUUCACUUUGUUAUAACCUUUUAAAUCAACCUAUCUGCCUCUCUCUCACAUUGACUUGUUUAGAGAAGGAGCUGCCAUAGUUCCGACCUGGUGCUUCUCCUCAACAACAUACACUUGAAUCUGUUUAGAUACACCGGUUGUCAUGAUAGCUCUGAGUUAUUGUCGAUGCGAUGAGGGAUUCGAAACUCCCAAGAAAAUGACAUUCACUGUCAGUUGCAGUGGGACUGUCACGUAAUAGGCUUCCUCUCACCUAGCACAAGAGCACCCCCGUGUUGCCAAUACUGAAAUAGCAAAUUUAACUUCCUCUUAUUUAAAACCACUGAUUUCCCAACUGUAAGUCAAGUCGAGUCAGUUUUAUAUGUAUAGCCCAAUAUCACAAAUUAAAAAUUUGCCUCAAGGGGCUUUACAGCAACACAACAUCCUGUCCUUAGACCCUCGCAUUGGAUAAGGAACAACUCCCUAAAAAAACAACAACCAAUGUCUGCACAAAAUACAUCCUCAAUGACCUCAACUGCACUUUACAAAGACAACUGCCACCAGGCGUAAGGUAUUUUACAGCACCAGUAAGCAUAUCACUAAGAUCUAGGGCUUGUUUUUAUGGGUGAUUUUUUUCUUUUUCUUGUCUGCUUAUUUCUAAAACAAAUAACACUUGGUAAAUCCCUGAAAGCAGGGUAAAGAGGCUAAUGCUGUGUACACUUUUAUAUCAGAGUUAAAAUCUAGGUUGUGUGACCAAAUGUUUUGAAUGGAACUUAUUGUUGUAGUUUAGUGUCCGUUUUUGUCCGGUAUUAUUCACAUAUCAGCAGAUUGGUGUCAACUUCUCAGUGCUUUUACCAUUUACACUGACCUCUGAACUUAGUGGAUAUUCGGGCUAAAACGUGACCCCCACUUUUGGAAACCAGUAUCACUCUGAUGUACUUCUCUAAUGACUUAUUUUAGCACAAUAGCGAUGGACGAUGCAAUUUAGGGGAACAAUUACUCUUAUUAACGGGUUUCGCCAAAUGUAUUUUUCAGAUGAAAUAUUUCUUUAUUUUCCCUAACUUUGAUUUUGGAUAUUAUUGAACUCUAGGUAAAUAAAGUAACUUAUCCAUAUGCCACCCAAACCAAGAAUACAGACAGUAUAAUUUUGUGUGUUUUUAUGGUUUUUACCAAUUAUGGAAUUUUAUAUUUUUUUUCUCACAUCGGUCAAUACUUUUUGUAUUGGGUGACAGUGAAUUUAUAGAUCAUGAAUAUUCCCAGUGUAACAUUAAUUUGCAAUUUAGUUUUUCUUUUUUAAGCAUUGGUGUAUAAUUGAUCUUGUACUAAAUGCUCAGCUAAAGUUAAAUCCUAUUUUUUUCUGUUUUCUAACACACUAACACUAUUAAAGUGUAUAGAUAGUAGUCAUGGUCCAAAUUGGCAGCUUUUUUUUUUUACAUACGUUUUAUGUUAUGUGUCACACUCCAUCCUUAUUAUAGUUUACUGACCAUGUUUAGAUGUGCUCCAGCAUGUUGUAAUUACACAUUACAGCCAAAGAUCAUAGACUCGGGAUGGUAAACUAAUAUUACUUGAUUCCAACUUUGCCUUCUUUUUUUUUUUGGUUCUUCUUUAUGUACAGUGUCAGUCUACAAGCCAGCUGGUUUUUGUAUUUUGUGUUUGGAGAAGGGUCAUAAUACAUUGAUGUCAGGAGUUUUCUUCCUGUUGAAAUAAAAUGGCUCUCAGGACAUUAUUAUUUUUUCCUGAGAAGACGAGUCCUGUAUGUCAGAAUUAAUAAAUGUCUUCAAAUCAAUCACUUUAAAUCCAGUCUUUAUGAUUCACUGACACAUUGACAAUUAGGCAUUCUUCUACAUGUUAAUUUCUUAAUUUUAAGGAAAGACCAUCAAAUACACCGGCAUAGUACAAACAAUAUUUUAAUAUAUUGUUGCUUUGGUUUAAUGUUUUAAUCCCAAAGAUUUCUUGUAAAAAUGCAUACAACAAAAAGACAUCCACAAUAAAAAUCAUACACAAUUGCAUUAACAAGAAUGCAUUGCUUUAACUUAAUCUUUGUCAUGGCUCCGCUGUCGAAGCUACAUUUUAUAAAUACAUUCAAAAUGUUGAAUGUAUCAGUAGGUAAAACCUCACUAAUGAAAACGGCAGACUAGUUGCAAACUUCACUAUGGUUUCAAUGACACUUAAGUAUUUAAAAUUUAGAUCGGCUAUACUGACUUAGACACAAACACCAAAUGAGAAGAUCUAACAUUUGAGAGGCAAACUGAUCACCUACCAAUUU
Lampris incognitus (smalleye Pacific opah) is the source of this 4202-nucleotide messenger RNA. It is a transcript of the gene gpd1l, whose product is annotated as glycerol-3-phosphate dehydrogenase 1 like. Gene Ontology annotation, biological process: glycerol-3-phosphate catabolic process; carbohydrate metabolic process. Gene Ontology annotation, cellular component: cytosol; glycerol-3-phosphate dehydrogenase (FAD) complex. The record is from RefSeq and is a predicted model, not a curated record. Bases 155 to 1210 code for a protein of 351 amino acids. Lineage: Eukaryota; Metazoa; Chordata; Actinopteri; Lampriformes; Lampridae. The transcript is spliced from 8 exons. Gene Ontology annotation, molecular function: glycerol-3-phosphate dehydrogenase [NAD(P)+] activity; NAD binding; protein homodimerization activity.